AUGGCAAGAAGACUCAAUGCUAAGCUGCUGCCUCCCAAGAGACUCGUGAAGUCCAAGGCCAAGUCUGAAAUAUUUCACGGUAAGAUGAAGAGCAAGAUCGAAAGGAGAAGAGACCAAAGUGAGAAGUUGGCCAAGCUGAGAAAGUCAGAUUGGGAAACCAUCAAUAACGAGGUGAUCGAGAGCAGAGAGGAAAGCCAGAAGUUUGAGAUCGACUCCAAAACAUUGACUUCGAGUGGGUACGAGGUUCUGGAGGACAAUGUGGAAGCUUGA
Messenger RNA from Kuraishia capsulata CBS 1993, 270 nucleotides. RefSeq lists its product as uncharacterized. The coding region runs from base 1 to 270 and encodes 89 amino acids. The transcript has 2 exons. Lineage: Eukaryota; Fungi; Ascomycota; Pichiomycetes; Pichiales; Pichiaceae. The record is from RefSeq and is a predicted model, not a curated record.